AUGGUAAUGAGAGGUUGCACAAAAACAUUUUGGGGUAAUGGUUCCAAAAGUUCCCCGACCACUGGUCUAAUGUAUAAACAAUUUGAAUCACACCAUAAAACACAAAUUAAUUUUUCACAAACAAUCUCUGAAUUUGAUACUUCCGUUAAAGUAUUGGGAUUGAGAUGGGAUCCAAUUCAAGAUUGUUUUAAAUUUAAUAUCAACCUUCUCCAUCAAAAUUGGACAAAACGUCAUAUAUUAUCCACCAUUGCUCGUAUUUGGGAUCCCUUAGGUUUCAUUACGCCUAUUACCAUCAAAUUCAAAAUGAUCAUGAAAGAACUAUGGUUAUUAAAAUUGGAUUGGGAUGAGCCAUUACCUUCCUCGUUAGUUGCAACAUGGCUUAGUAUUUAUAAUCAACUUCCAGAAUUAAUUAAUCUUUCCAUUCCUCGAUUUGUAGGUACCAAAAAUUAUAUUCGUUGUUCUCUUUACGGUUUUGCGGAUAGUUCAGAAAAGGCUUAUGGAGCUGUGAUUUAUAUCAAGCCUUGCCAUGAUAAUAAAUAUUACCUUCUUAUUUCAAAAUCAAAAAUUACUCCAAUUAAAGUUCAAACUUUAGCAAGAGUAGAGUUGUGUGCGGCGCACUUAUUGGCAAAAUUAUUAUCCUUUGUCAUAUCUUCCAAUCAUCAUUCUUUAUGUAUCGAAGAAAUAUAUGGUUUUACGGACUCGAUGAUUGUGCUUCAUUGGUUAACAGGUCCAGCUCAUAGAUGGAAAACUUUUGUCGCAAAUAGAGUAACGAAAGUUCAUGAUUUACUUCCUUCUGCCAAGUGGUAUCAUAUUCCUUCCGAGGCAAAUAUUGCCGAUUGUGUUUCUCGUGGUUCAUUACCAAAUACAUUGCUUAAUAAUAGUAAUUGGUACACAGGUCCCUCAUGGCUUUACUCUCAAAGAAGUCAUUGGCCCAUACGUUCUACGUUAGAUUCCAUGCAAAAUAUUCCAGAAGAAAAAGUUUCAUCUUGCUUAGUGGCAAACUCCUAUUUCAACAAAGCCGAAUUAACUAUAAUCAAACUUAUCCAACAAAUCUAUUUUUUCGAAGAAAUUGAUUGUUUGAAAAUGAACAAGUUUCCUAAAAGGUAUCGGACUUUACGACUAUUUUUACAUGAUGGGUUCUUAAGAGUUGGUGGACGUUUAACACAUGCUAACCUGGAUUUUGAUCAUAAAUUUCCCUUGCUUUUACCCAAAAAGGAUCACGUGAUAAAUUUAAUAAUUGAUUAUUAUCAUGAGAAACAUUUACAUGCUGGUCCACAUUUACUCACUUCCAUUCUUCGUCAAAGAUACUGGAUUUUAUCCAUUCGCAGUAUUGUACGCCAACGCAUUCAUAAAUGCAAUAAGUGCUUCAGGAGUAAUCCUAAAUCCUUUACUCCUAUUAUGGCUGAUUUACCUUCUCCUCGUGUUAUGGAGGCAAAACCUUUUCAGCACACUGGUACUGACUAUGCUGGUCCCUUUCGCGUAACCAUGGGAAAAUUUAGGGGCCGCUUUAUUUCACGAAGAGGUCCAGUUUCUUGUCUGUAUUCAGAUCGCGGAACAAAUUUCGUUGGUGCCAAAUCAGAACUGAAAGAUAUAUUUCAGCUUAUUAACUCAAAAACAUUUAGUGCAUCAUUAAACUCCGAACUUCACAAGCAUAAUAUCAAUUGGUCUUUCAAUCCGCCAGCCGCACCCCACUUCGGGGGUUUGUGGGAGUCCAACAUAAAAUCUAUAAAAGCGCAUUUAUAUCGAGUAAUAGGUGAACAAAUUCUUACUUACGAGGAAUUAAAUACCGUGUUAAUCCAAAUUGAGGCGCUUCUCAAUUCUCGACCAUUAUGUUGGAUGAGUUCCGAUCCAAGUGAUCCCCAACCUCUUACGCCAGCUCAUUUCCUCACUUUAACUCCCUUAAACAUCCUUCCAUCAAAAAACAUAUUGCAAAUAGAUUUACCGACGCGAAAACAAUUAAUUGAUAAAAUAAUACAAUCUUACUGGAAGAGAUGGCAUUCUGAAUAUUUAAGUGAUUUACAAUCACGUCAAAAGUGGAACACCCCUUCUCUCCCGGCUAAAAGGGGUAUGUUAGUUCUAAUCAAAAAUGAAAAUUUGCCUCCUCUUCAAUGGUCCAUGGGGAUUAUUGAAGACGUUUUUCCUGGAAAAGACGGAGAGGUGCGCACAGCUUUAGUAAGAACCAGGGCUACGUUAUUAAAACGCCCUGUAGUAAAGCUCUGCCCCCUACCUACACAGUAA
Molecule: messenger RNA, 2238 nt
Organism: Ctenocephalides felis (cat flea)
Lineage: Eukaryota; Metazoa; Arthropoda; Insecta; Siphonaptera; Pulicidae
Exons: 3
Coding region: 1-2238 (745 amino acids)
Biological process (GO): DNA integration
Molecular function (GO): nucleic acid binding
Source: RefSeq, a predicted model, not a curated record